UUUUUCGGUGCUCCAACGCCUGAAAGCAUGCUUCUCCAUGUCGACCGGCAGACUGCCAUUCAGUAGAACUUGACUAUUUGUAGUUUGCGGAGGGUCAGGAGCGUGACGAAGCAUUGUCGUACACCAAAGGACGGCAAACGGAGUGUGUCAGUUAAAGGUGUUGUACAAGAAAGAAGAAAGUAAAAGCAGAAAAUAUAAAAAAAAACAAAGUUAAGGACAAAAGUGCCCAAUUUGCACAUACUAAGAAGUUAGUUGAAUGGGCACGCACUUGCCAUUAGACGUUUUUUGGGUUAUCAUUCACAGGAAGCUGCAUGAAUAACGAACAGUUAAAGGCGAAUGUUCGCAAGAAAGCAAUUGAAAUAAAAUUUAACAACUUGGAUACGUGCGAUUGGUGUUCGUAAUGCAAAUCGAAUAAACCCAGCAUUAAUAGCGGCAUUUGUUGGAAUUUUUAAAAUCGUUUUUCCAUCGUUUAACACUCGAAAUUAGUACCGCUAUUGGGAGUUCAAUGUCCGCUAAUUGAAUUACGCAUUGCUUUCGGACCGACCGACAAAGCCAAUGUUUAUGGCAGCUUCUAUGGCUUCAUAGCGUACAUGUGCAUGUAUGCAUGUGUGUAUGUAUGUGUGUGAGUGUAAGAGUAGUAAAAACAUUAUGCCACACUAAGCAGCACCGACGGUUACGGCAACACAUUAAACGUGAGCCAGCCAAGAGCACUGGCUGUUAGCUGCUCCGGAGUCGCAAUCGGUCAUUCAUUGUGGCGCAUUAGCUGGCCGUUUGUUGGGAAGGAAAAUAAAAUGGAAUAUAUUUUUGAUUGCUUCUUUGAGGAUACUUUUGAUAAAAUCACACGUAAUGGCUUACAGGAUCGGUCGUCGCGUCGUGAUGUGUUGGAUCACUUAAAUGCCGUUAUUGGUGGUUGCAGUGACGGUCAAAAUGUGCAUACGGAAGAGGUGGCGAAACUUGCCGUAUUAGCCGCUGUCCGUUACCAUCGUGAGAAGAAAAAGAGCAACUGUGAAGUGUGUCUAAUGGGCAAAUUUCAUAACAUUUUAUAUAUUGCGCUGCGCACUUGCUGGGAUUGGGGUGUACGAGACUCAGCUGCUGUGGUUCUAUUGUUGGAGGAAAUCUAUUCAUGUGAAAAAACGUUUGAACGCAUCUUUUUGGGAGCUUUAUUCGGCCCACAUGCACCACACUUCAUAGCCGGUUGGCGCAGUGACUUUCGUGAUCAGGACGAGAACACGCGAGCAGUGGUCUACUUUCUACAUCAUGCCACAUCGCUUUGCAUGCAACUGCCAGUUUGGAUUGCACGAUUCGAGCAGGAACGUAUGAUUAAAUUCAUUGACAUUCCGAUCGAAUCGUGCGGCCGCUCAUCACCACUACGUGUUGCCUUACAGGCGAGUGCGCCUGACCUGCUGCUAAUUUUAUUAAGAUACGGCGCACAUCCAAAUCCACCCGAUGGCGGUGCUUCCGUUGUACAUGCGCUGCUGGAGAAACUCACUGAGAAUGGUCGUAAUUACGUAUUACAAAAUGUGUCGUGUUUGCAAAUUUUACUACGCAACAUACCGAUGAUUGAGAUGCCGUACAAGCCAAUUAGCUACAGUGCACGCCGUGAACUGUUUUUUGAGAAAUAUGGUCGCCUUUUAAUUGAUCGAAUCAUCACGAAAGAGCAGGUGUACGGUGUGGUCUCCUUGCGGCAUUUGUGUCGAUGCCGCAUACGUGACUUGCUGCGUCACAACUGCCAACUACCCAACGGCAUCGAUACUCUGCGGCUACCGCGCCGCUUGCAUCGUUACAUUGAUCUUAUGGAAGAGCUGGAGGGUCCGCAGAAAGAGGAUGAUAUUGAAAAUAAUGCGGCUUUGGAAAAGUUGCAGGCCAGCGGUGGUGGCGUGAGUGGUGCCAAGAGACGAGUACGUUUCGCCGAACCCAAAGACGAAGAACAAUCUUCCCUGGAUGUGGAAGUUGGUGUAGAGGUUAUGGAGAGUUUGGUGGUGGAGACACAAGACCAGUUAUGUGUAGCGCAUGCCUUGGUAAGCAAUGAAUUACCGCCGGUUGUUGAGGAGGAGGAGGAGGAGGAGGCGGAGGUGGUGUCGGAAACGACAGAGUUGGCUCAGGAGCAAUUCGAGUUGAAAAAGGAAAAUGAUAUGAUUGUGGUUUUCGAGAAACCUUUAAAUGUGGAAAUUCUCAAUCCAAUGCAGUUGCAGUUAACUGCCAAGAACAGUAGGAGUAGCAGCAGCAGCAGCAGCAGCAGCAGCAGCAGCAAUAGUGAUGAUGAAGAGGUGGACAAUAAUAUCAACAAAGCCACUGGUGCCUCUCACAACAAGCACAGCGAUUGUCCUGAACGCCAGCUGAGCUAACCAACGAUGCGAUGAAAAUACUGAGUAAAUACAAUAAUAACUAUAAUCAAAACUUGUACUACUCAGCUUUAUCUGCAAGCAAGACAGCAUCCGUAGAGGGUAAAACAGUGCAACGCGGGAG
Molecule: messenger RNA, 2466 nt
Organism: Ceratitis capitata (Mediterranean fruit fly)
Lineage: Eukaryota; Metazoa; Arthropoda; Insecta; Diptera; Tephritidae
Gene: stops
Exons: 11
Coding region: 792-2345 (517 amino acids)
Biological process (GO): intracellular signal transduction
Source: RefSeq, a predicted model, not a curated record